Molecule: messenger RNA, 2994 nt
Organism: Miscanthus lutarioriparius
Lineage: Eukaryota; Viridiplantae; Streptophyta; Magnoliopsida; Poales; Poaceae
Source: the annotation of a GenBank genome assembly
AUGAGCAGGUGUCUUCAGGUAGGAAGAUCUGGAAGCCCUGCCAUUUCGAGAUGGUUGAAUUCUUCGGAGGAUAGAACGAACCAUUCGGUUGAUCGUGGAGGAAUUAGCACGGUCUCUGCAUCAAAAUUUGGUGUUCAUGAUGGUCUCGCCAAGCUGAAGGAUUUUCUCAGCAUUGCAGAUCAAGAUUUCCAGGAAGAUACCAAAGGGAGCUCUGAUAGCAGGUGCCUCCAUGAGAUGCUCCAGGAGUCCCAGUCCAAUUCGCCCGUUUCCUUCUACUCACAUCUUGAUUCUAGUGAAGAAAGUGAUAGCGAGGCAGCUCCAUAUGACAAAGGAAGGUCAGCAAAGAUCAUGCCCAUAGAUGCAGAUUUCUUGGCAGCUAAACUACAUGAAAGAUCUCAUGGCUCACUGAAUAAUCUAUCAAAUUCGGUCCUGGAGCUGAAGAAUGCUGACUCAUACUCCACAUCCAACUAUUCCGCCAAGGAUGCCAUGUUUCCACAGUGCUCGCCGAGGUACGAUCUCAGAUGCUUCAGCACCUUCUCAACCAAAUUCAUCAAGAAAAGUUCCCUGUCCGAUCUAGUCUCCAGAGGAAGCAUGAGCAGGAAAUUCAAGACUUCCACAACCAGUGAUGAUUGGAGUGAUGUCAGCUCGCGCUGGGGAAAGGACAGUCAGGUAGAUUUUCUUGAGAGGUUCGAGAAGGCAGUAUCAAAAUUAUUGAUUUCAGAUGGACUAGAAAGCUGCCUAGAUGCUGGCUCUGAAGUCACAACUACAUGGCAAUUACUGAACAACACUUCAGAGGCGAGACACAAGUCGUCAGUAAGGCAAGAUAUCCUUGACCAGCUGCUUGACAGUAUUUCCACAUCAAAAAAGGACAAAGUGGUCAGGGCAUCAGUCUAUGUUCUGCUGCUCAUGAUAUCUGAAGAUAGAAAUAUGAUGAGAGGCAUCAAGAGGAAGGACUUCCAUUUAUCCAACUUAGCCAUUGCAUUGAAGAGAGAUGUACAUGAAGCAGCCAUUCUGAUAUAUCUGUUGGAUCCUACACCUUUAGAGAUAAAAAACUUGGAUCUGUUGCCCUCGCUUCUACAUAUUGCUUGUAACUCAGGCACCCAAAAAUGGCCUGCAAUGCUUCCACUGACACCGACAUCAGCAUCAAUAGCUCUCAUUGAGAUCUUAGUGACAGCAUUCGACUAUGUAACAAACAAUGUCCACUUGGCUUCCCUCAGCUCUCCUCCUAUUCUGUCUAAGCUUGUAGACGUUGCAAAGAACCACAACUUGGAGGAAGGUGUAGCCCUGGCAGCUAUUCUCAUCAGAUGUGUACGUCUCAAUGGUAACUGCAAGAAGUUCUUGUCACAGGCUACUCCAGUGGACCCAUUCCUUCACCUUCUGAGACGAAAAGAGCACCGUGCCAAGUGUGCUGCACUUGAAUACUUCCAUGAGAAUCUACAGAUUCCCAGGUCCUCAGCAAACUCUCUGCUUGAAGAAAUACGACGGCAAGGUGGCAUUGCAAUUAUGCAUACACUGAUGGAUACAGAAAUAAGCACAUGGAGCAAUAAAUCUGCACGAGCGAUUAUUAAAAUAGGAGUACCGUUUAUCAGCGCUUUAGCCAAAGGAAUGCAAAGCAAGGUGAAGGGAACCUCACAGGAUUGCCUCAUAUGCAGUGCAUGGCUCGGAAGCGAGCUGGCUGCCCUUGGUGAAAAUGCCAUAAGAUAUUUUGUUUGUGAGAUCUUGUUGCAUGACAUAGCAAGUCACCUUCAUCCAGGAAAUGAGCUUGGCGAAAGGGUUCUAGCAUGCAUGUGUCUCUAUAAUUACACCUCCGGAAAAGGAAAGAAAAUGUUGAUGAGCUUGUCAGAGGGUUCCCGAGAAUCUCUUAGGAGGCUUUCAUCAUUCACAUGGAUGGCUGAGGAGUUACUUCAAGUUACAGAUUAUUUUCUUUCCAGCAAACCACAUGUAUCAUUUGUACAUACACAAAUUCUAGAAAUUGGUCAACCAGGCAAUGGCGCAGCAACUGCUAUAGCAUUCUUCAGAGGGCAGCUUUUUGCUGGUUAUUCUAAUGGCACCAUCAGGGCAUGGGACAUAAAAGGCAAGAGGGCAGUAAUCAUCAGGGAGGUAAAAGAGCACAAGAAGGCGGUGACUUGUUUUGCACUAUCAGAAACUGGGGAGAACCUCCUGAGUGGAUCAGCAGACAAAUCUAUUCGGGGUGUUAAAUUAAAAGAUCAUUUGCAGGUAUGGGAAAUGGCACAGCCUAAGCUAGAGUGUGUGGAGAUGAUUCAGACAAGAGAGGCUGUACAAAAGCUUGAUAUUUGUGGUGACAAAGUUCUUGUACUUACACAGAACAACGUUCUCAAGUUCUCUUGUGCAUCAAGAAGCAGCCAAACAUUUUACAGGAGCAAGCAUGUCAAAUCUCUAGCUGUAUAUCAAGGAAAAGCUUACCUUGGAUGCAAAGACUCAAGUAUACAGGAACUAGACGUGUCAGUUGAAUCCAACAUUGAGAUAAGGGCACCUAGAAGAAGCUGGAUGAUUAGCAAACAAUUCAUUAGCUCCAUUGUUGUAUACAGAGAUUGGAUGUACUGUGCCGGUGCUCAGGUCGAAGGAUCAGCCUUAAAGGAUUGGAAGAAACGAUGCAAACCUAAUAUGACAAUGCCAAUACCAAAGGGAACAAAUGUAGAGGCCAUGGCAGUGGUGGAAGACUUCAUCUACUUGAACUGCAGUAGAAGCCCUAGUAUCAUUCAGAUAUGGUUGAGGGAAAAGCAGCAGAAAGUAGGAAGGCUAUCUGCAGGAAGCAAGAUAACGAGCUUGUUCACUGCAAACGACAUGAUUUUCUGUGGUACAGAAACUGGGUUAAUUAAGGUCAGUAACAACCAAUUAAUCUUGAGAACUGAGAUUUAUGCUUCUCUGAGGAUAACGGUGAAACAAAAAAUUCUUGCAAAUGUAACUACAGGCAUGGAUACCGUUGUGAAGAGUAGAAGCAAAACGGAGCAGGUGGAAGGCCCAAUCUUGUAA